Scophthalmus maximus (turbot) is the source of this 2690-nucleotide messenger RNA. It is a transcript of the gene tcf25, whose product is annotated as transcription factor 25 (basic helix-loop-helix). The record is from RefSeq and is a predicted model, not a curated record. The transcript is spliced from 18 exons. Bases 145 to 2208 code for a protein of 687 amino acids. Gene Ontology annotation, molecular function: protein binding. NCBI's taxonomy places the organism in Eukaryota, Metazoa, Chordata, Actinopteri, Pleuronectiformes, Scophthalmidae. Gene Ontology annotation, cellular component: RQC complex.
AUCAAGGACAAGAAGAAGAAGAAGAGCCAUCAUAGUUUUGGUGUUGCAGUGGCUGUUAGCUCACCACAGGCUGUAUUUAAAGAUAAUUAAAAACAAAACCAUAAGGAGCAUUACAGUGUGUGUGUGUCCCGCGGGUAGUGGACAAUGUCUACACGGGCUCUGCGAAGGCUCAGGGGCAAGCAGCGGGGCCAGGAGGCCCUGGACCUGGAGGAUCUAACUUUGGCUGACAGUCCGGAGGAGCAGGCUGAGGCUGAGCAGCUGGACGUGGCCGAUGCUCCUGACCCGGCUGAGAGGAGAGACAGCAACCGGAAGGCGAAGAAAAACAAGGCUCAGAAGAACUUCAGCAACAUCUAUGAACUGAUAUGCGAUGUAGACAAUGAGGCAGAGAAAAUCUCACCUGAUGAAGAGACAGAGAAACCAGAUGGAAAUAAAGCAAGCGGCGUGGAGAAUGGAAUUGCAGACAGUGACAAAGCAGAUCUAAAGCAACAGGACACGUCUACAAAGCCUGUGGCUGGAGACAGAGUUAAAAAGAGGAAGAAAAAGAAGAAGACAAAAGUGGCAUCAGAGGAUGGACAGAACGCUGUAGCAGAUGACAACAUUGAUGUACUGCUGGAGAACUUGGAGCAGCCCAACGGUCUGAGUUUGCAGAAUGAAGAUUGUGGAGGCUCUGACAGACGAUCUGUGUUACAUGUGGAGCACAGGAAUCUCAACUCGGAAACGGAGCUGAAGAGAUAUUUUGGGGCUCGAGCUGUUCUCGGGGAUCAAAGACCUCGACAUAGAAACAGGCAGUUUCACCGUAGCACCUGGAUGACGAGUCCCAAGGACAGCUGGCCUCGCUUCAGCCGCACAGGAAUCUCAAUGACUUUACUGCAGUCAAAGGAUGGCAUUCAAUACUUCACCUUUGAGCACAGCCGGGACUACCAACAAGUACAGUUCAAGUUCCUGGAUGCUGUUGAGUCCAUGGAUCCCAAUAACAUAGUGGCCCUGCUACAGCUUAACCCUUACCACAUUGACUCCCUGCUGCAGCUUUCUGAUGUCUGUCGCAUACAGGAAGAUCAGGAGAUGGCCAGGGACCUCAUUGAAAGAGCCUUGUACAGCUUUGAGUGCGCUUUUCACCCUUUAUUCAGCCUAACAUCAGGUACCAGCAGACUUGAUUAUCUAAGACCGGAAAACAGGGCAUUUUAUCUUGCUCUCUAUAAGCACAUGAUGUUCCUGGAGAAGCGAGGAUGCCCACGGACUGCCUUGGAGUACUGCAAGUUGAUCCUAAGUUUGGAUCCAGACUCUGACCCACUUUGCAUGCUCCUGCUCAUUGAUUUCCUGAUGCUGCGAUUUAGAGAGUACCAGUCUCUCCUCCAGUUAUAUCAGGACUUGGAGGAGCAGAGAAAUCUGUCCCAGCUGCCAAACUUUGCAUUCUCCACUGCACUUUGCCAUUUCCAUCUCAGCCAGCAGGAAGACAUGGAUCCUGAAGAAAGGGACACAUUAAGAUGCAAAGCUGACCAGAUGCUGCAGAACGCACUCAUCAUGUUCCCCGGAGUCUUGAUGCCUCUGCUGGAUCUGUGCACUGUGCAGCCAGAUGCCUCAGUCACCUCACAUGCUUUCUUUGGCCCAAAGAGUCAGAUAAGUCAGCCGCCAGCUCUGGCUGAACUCACAGCUCUGUAUGUGGGGAGGACUUACAACGUGUGGAGGGAGGCAGCAGUGAUGCUUUGGUUGGAAGAGUCUGUGCAGGAAGUGUUACGUCGAGUUGAUGCCAAAGACCCUCUAGUGAUGGACUGUCAGAAUAAGCGAAAGCAGAGGUACCAGAGUGCACCGAGGAACAUCCAUCGCCACAUCCUACUCUCUGAGAUCAAGGAAGCCACCUCAAGUCUGCCUCUAGAGGUGACCACUCAGCCUGUGAUGGGGUUUGACCCUCUACCUCCACUGGACUCAGUGAUAUCAUAUACCCGACCAGAGAGGCAGCAUGUUGGCGCGUCCAACGAAAGCACGCUGUCGCUGUUUUUCCGGUCUCUGUUGCCAAAUUUCAACCUUCAGGGUGGACUAAGGCAGGAGGAUGAUAUGGAAGUGGCACGAGCUGGUCAGGAGCUGAACCAGGAGGUGAAUCGUCUCAUGGUGGCAAUGAGGGACAUGUUGGCAAACAUCAGGUUUCAAGAGCCGCCAAGAGAGGACAACCAGGAGGACAACCCCUACAGAGAUGAAGAUGAGUGGGACUGAGAGGACGGAGACCGAGGUGGAAUAAGUGCUGAAGAUUGUCAAGUAGAAAUAAUAAACUUAAGAAAAUGAAAAUGUAAAUACCUAAUGAUAAUGGACGGGGAGAACUGAAUGGUAUUUUACUUUUUUUUUUAAUUCUCGAGAUUUCAGAACACUAAAGGAACACAUGACUUGUGUCUUGAACCUGUUCCCUUCUCUGCUCUAGAGGCAUUGAUUAAAAAUAGAAAAAAUUACUCAGGGGUGAUUCAGUCAGUUGUGAUCAUGCGGAACCUUUUUCCAGAGUCAAAAUAAAACAAACUGAUUAGAAAGUAAUUCAAAAGUUUGCCCUUUCUAACAUUUCAAGUCAUUGUGAGUUGAGCAGCACCAACACAGAAUAGCUGCUACUCUUCUUUCUCUUGUUUAUGGCUUUUGGCCAAACAGUGGACUGCUUCAUGAAAGAAUAAAGUUCAAAGAUGUAGUGUGGCUCUGUUUCACAAAAAUUGCAA